Molecule: messenger RNA, 4062 nt
Organism: Exaiptasia diaphana
Lineage: Eukaryota; Metazoa; Cnidaria; Anthozoa; Actiniaria; Aiptasiidae
Exons: 3
Coding region: 148-4062 (1304 amino acids)
Molecular function (GO): catalytic activity
Source: RefSeq, a predicted model, not a curated record
UCUUUUGAAUAUAGUGAAUGGAACAUUACGAACUUGAGUCGACCAUUAAAAAUCAUCGGUAUAUACCGACCACCUUACUCUUAAGCCCAUCCCGUAACUCCUAAUGUCUUCUUCGAGGAAUUCUCUGCCUACCUGGAAAAUAUUGUCAUGUGCCCCGAUGUUCUACUCAUUUCCGGUGAUUUCAAUUUUCAUCUCGACAUUCAUACUGACACUGAUGCUCGUAAAUUCUCGGCUUUACUGGAAACUUUUGGCCUUAUUCAACAUGUUACUACACCUACGCAUAUAUCUGGUCAUAUCUUAGAUCUUAUUGUGACCCGAUCAUGUCAUGAUGUGCUUCUACAAACUCCUCAAGCUACGCUCUCUAUCUCCGAUCACUCCUUCAUUGAAACUACUAUCGCCUUUCCUCGCCCUGAACUUUCGAUAAAAGAAAUCAGCUUUCGUCAGUACAAGAAAAUCGACGUUGAGACUUUCAAGAACAACAUUCUUGAAUCUGAGUUACAUCAUGAUCCUCCAUCUGACCUUUUAAACUUGGCUAAGACCUAUGACAAAGUACUUACAGAUAUUUUAGACAUGAAUGCUCCCUUGCUGCACAAAACUGUUACUGUGAGGCCUAAGGUCCCGUGGUUUAAUCAAGAAUUGAAGGACUUGAAAGCUAAGCGAAGGAGAUUUGAGAAGAAAAUGUUGCGAAGUCAUCUGGAAUCUGACAAAGAUGCCUAUCGCGAAAUAUGCAACAAGUAUACAAAGCUACUCCACGACUCUAAACAUCUUUACUACACUGAAGAGAUUAAUCAAUGCUCUGGCGAUUCCCGUAAGCUAUUUCAGGUUGUCUCCUCGUUGUGUAAUAGGAAGCAAGAAUGUCCGUUACCACCUCAUAAGGACAGUGAAACACUCGCCAACGACUUCGGUGAUUUCUUUUGCCGCAAAAUUGAUCUGCUAAGAGAAGAAAUUGACAACGUUCAUAUAACACCUCCACAAAUUCAUUGUCAUCCACCUGAAAUUCAACUUCGUUCAUUCUCUACUGUUACUGAAAGGGAUGUUCGUGGUGUCAUCAUGACCUCCUCUAGUGCUUCUUCUAAACUUGAUCCAAUUCCUACAUGGUUGCUCAAGUUAUGCAUUGAUGAACUUCUCCCAGUAAUAACUGAAAUGGUAAAUCUCUCCAUCCGUGGUGGACUUGUUCCUCCUGAUUGGAAGUGCGCUCUUGUCAAACCACUUUUAAAAAAACCUGAUCUUGAUCCUGUUCUCAACAACUUUCGACCUGUCAGUAAUCUAUCCUUCAUUUCAAAGUGUGCUGAAAAACUUGUACUUCAACAACUAUUAUCGCACUGCUCUGAGAAUGCACCAUUACCCAACAACCAAUCUGCCUAUCGGAAAUUCCACUCUACCGAAACCUGUCUACUUAAGGUCUAUAACGACAUCUUGUUGAGCAUGGAUCGACGAGAGGUUACUCUUCUCGUAUUACUUGACUUAAGUUCUGCAUUUGAUACUAUCGAUCAUGAAUUACUACUUAAUUUACUUGAAUCUGAUUUCGGUGUUACUGAUGAUGCUCUUCAGUGGGUCCGUUCCUUUUUAUCUGAAAGACAACAGCGAGUGGUUAUUGGUAAAUCUGGCUCUAAAGACUACCAAAUGAAAUAUGGAGUCCCACAAGGAAGUUGUAUUGGUCCAAUCCUGUUUCUGCUGUAUACCUCACGACUUUUUAAACUUAUGGAAAAACAUCUACCUGACAUGCAAGGCUACGCGGAUGACACUCAACUUUACAUAUCCUUCCGACCGUCAUCUUCUGAUGAUAUUGAUAGGGCACUAUCUGCUUUGAGUGCUGCUGUUGCCGAUGUUCGCGCUUGGCUUACUUUUCACAAACUGAAAUUCAAUGACAACAAAACAGAGUUUAUCAUCAUUGGUACUCGCCAACAGCUUGCUAAAGUGGAUAUACCUUCUUUAAGAUUGGGAUCAGCCGACAUCACACCUUUAACUAGUAUCAGAAAUCUUGGCAUGUGGUUUGAUGAACAUUUGUCUAUGAGUGAUCAUGUCAGCAAGACCUGCAGUAAAGCCUUUAGAGGACUUUACAACAUCAGACAAAUUAGAAAAUUUCUUACUACAGAUACAACUAAGAUCUUAAUCCAUGCCUUUGUUACAUCACACCUGGACUAUUGCAACUCAUUACUGUUUGGUAUUCCUACUUAUCAACUAGAACGUCUUCAAAAAGUCCUCAAUGCAGCUGCACGAGUUGUGUAUUAUAUUCCUAAAUUUGACCAUAUUACUCCAUCUCUGAUAAAUCUUCACUGUAUUUCUUCACUAUCACCACCAGGAUAUUUAUUUCAUAAUUCUCCUCGACUUUCGCAGCGCAUUGCAGGUGGCAUCGGACUAUUGCACAGAGAUAAUCUUCAGUCUUCCCAUCUUGAUUCUGGAGAGACACGAUCUUUUGAAUAUAGUGAAUGGAACAUUACGAACUUGAGUCGACCAUUAAAAAUCAUCGGUAUAUACCGACCACCUUACUCUGAAGCCCAUCCCGUAACUCCUAAUGUCUUCUUCGAGGAAUUCUCUGCCUACCUGGAAAAUAUUGUCAUGUGCCCCGAUGUUCUACUCAUUUCCGGUGAUUUCAAUUUUCAUCUCGACAUUCAUACUGACACUGAUGCUCGUAAAUUCUCGGCUUUACUGGAAACUUUUGGCCUUAUUCAACAUGUUACUACACCUACGCAUAUAUCUGGUCAUAUCUUAGAUCUUAUUGUGACCCGAUCAUGUCAUGAUGUGCUUCUACAAACUCCUCAAGCUACGCUCUCUAUCUCCGAUCACUCCUUCAUUGAAACUACUAUCGCCUUUCCUCGCCCUGAACUUUCGAUAAAAGAAAUCAGCUUUCGUCAGUACAAGAAAAUCGACGUUGAGACUUUCAAGAACAACAUUCUUGAAUCUGAGUUACAUCAUGAUCCUCCAUCUGACCUUUUAAACUUGGCUAAGACCUAUGACAAAGUACUUACAGAUAUUUUAGACAUGAAUGCUCCCUUGCUGCACAAAACUGUUACUGUUGUCUCCUCGUUGUGUAAUAGGAAGCAAGAAUGUCCGUUACCACCUCAUAAGGACAGUGAAACACUCGCCAAUGACUUCGGUGAUUUCUUUUGCCGCAAAAUUGAUCUGCUAAGAGAAGAAAUUGACAACGUUCAUAUAACACCUCCACAAAUUCAUUGUCAUCCACCUGAAAUUCAACUUCGUUCAUUCUCUACUGUUACUGAAAGGGAUGUUCGUGGUGUCAUCAUGACCUCCUCUAGUGCUUCUUCUAAACUUGAUCCAUUUCCUACAUGGUUGCUYAAGUUAUGCAUUGAUGAACUUCUCCCAGUAAUAACUGAAAUGGUAAAUCUCUCCAUCCGUGGUGGACUUGUUCCUCCUGAUUGGAAGUGCGCUCUUGUCAAACCACUUUUAAAAAAACCUGAUCUUGAUCCUGUUCUCAACAACUUUCGACCUGUCAGUAAUCUAUCCUUCAUUUCAAAGUGUGCUGAAAAACUUGUACUUCAACAACUAUUAUCGCACUGCUCUGAGAAUGCACCAUUACCCAACAACCAAUCUGCMUAUCGGAAAUUCCACUCUACCGAAACCGGUCUAUUUAAGGUCUAUAACGACAUCUUGUUGAGCAUGGAUCGACGAGAGGUUACUCUUCUCGUAUUACUUGACUUAAGUGCUGCAUUUGAUACUAUCGAUCAUGAAUUACUACUUAAUUUACUUGAAUCUGAUUUCGGUGCUACUGAUGAUGCUCUUCAGUGGGUCCGUUCCUUUUUAUCUGAAAGACAACAGCGAGUGGUUAUUGGUAAAUCUGGCUCUAAAGACUACCAAAUGAAAUAUGGAGUCCCACAAGGAAGUUGUAUUGGUCCAAUCCUGUUUCUGCUGUAUACCUCACGACUUUUUAAACUUAUGGAAAAACAUCUACCUGACAUGCAAGGCUACGCGGAUGACACUCAACUUUACAUAUCCUUCCGACCGUCAUCUUCCGAGGAUAUUGAUAGGGCACUAUCUGCUUUUGAGUGCUGCUGUUGCCGAUGUUCGCGCUUGGCUUACUUUUCACAAACUGAAAUUCAAUGA